UUUCUUAUGACAUGCUUAUUUUUCAGACCAACCCAAAAAAACAAGAACAAUAACUAACUCUCUGUCAAUGGCAAUGAAAGUUGUUGUAGUGUUGUUCAUUGCAAUGGUUGUUUUGACAGAGCACAAUGCUAUGGCUGGUACAUUAACAUGUCUGGCAGGAUGUGCAGCUAAAGGAGGAUCUCCAGACAACUUACUUAACUGCCUCAUUGGUUGUGGUACACCAUGUUCAAUACAAUGUGCAGUUAACAACAAAACACCUGAGGACGUAGCUAAGUGCCUUGCAGAUUGUGGUACACCAUGUCCAGCAAAAUGUGCAAGAGAUUCCACAACUGUUCCAUCCCUUGCUGUGUGCCUCAUUGGUUGCUUUUCACCAUUUGUAACUCAUGAGGACAUUCAAACUCCAGACCGUACUACUACUGUUUGCACUGUUGGAUGUUCUCUUGGAAUUUGUUCUCAAUUUCUCAAUGAUGAGGAGAUGUUUGGAGCUUGCAUGAAAAGCUGUGGUAACAACCAUUGCGCCAUUGGUGGCAAUUAUAUUGCUAGCUUUAGAGAAAGCUUAAGAAGAUGAAGGAUUAAUUUGCUCUAAGAAUUUAUGUACUAAGCUAUUAAAUACUUUUGUGUUUGUACUUUUUUAAAUUAUGUAUUUGUGUUUUGUAUUUUGUAUUGAAUUUGUGAUUUUCUAAGUUAUGUAUUUUUGUUGUUUAUUGAAUAAAACUGUAGUGCUUCUUA
Molecule: messenger RNA, 729 nt
Organism: Capsicum annuum
Lineage: Eukaryota; Viridiplantae; Streptophyta; Magnoliopsida; Solanales; Solanaceae
Exons: 2
Coding region: 68-568 (166 amino acids)
Source: RefSeq, a predicted model, not a curated record